Molecule: messenger RNA, 13151 nt
Organism: Phasianus colchicus (ring-necked pheasant)
Lineage: Eukaryota; Metazoa; Chordata; Aves; Galliformes; Phasianidae
Source: RefSeq, a predicted model, not a curated record
CUUGGGGAUCUGGGAGGUCUUUUCCAACCAUAAUGACUGUAUGAUUCGAUAACAAACCUCUGGCAGACCCACACGGAGGGAGCAGCCUUCUGUACAAAGCAGAGGAUGGGCUGCAGACAAGCAGGGAACAGGUGGGUGAGUGCAGGCUAACAUGGAGAAGGAGCUGGCAGGCACUGCUGUGUGUGCUUAUCGCAGAGCCAGCAGGGCUCGUUUUGAUAGCAGCACGUGGCUACUGCCAGCUCCUGCAGCUGCCAUAGGUGGUUUCAGCACUCCCAUAUCUGCUGCUGGCUGUGUGGGGACAUGGAUGCUAUGGCUGCCUCAUCCUCCAUUGCUCUCCUCCAGCCUCGGAGGGCUCCAUGUGCCCGCUCCAGCUCCACUCCCCUCUUUAGGUUUGGUUGCAUCUCAUCGUUAACAAGCAAAAAGCCCAACAGCCCCCCAGCCAACUAGGAAAUGAUUUCUCAGCACUCUCCUUGAGGACGGAAGCUGCGUCUGGUAUUUCUUAGAAUGAAAGCAGACAUUUUUCUUUCCUUCUUUCUUUCUUCCUUUCUUCCUUCCUUCCUUCCUAGAACUUAAUGUUUGAUUAAGCCCUCUCCUUGCCAGAGGUGACAUUUUCUGCAGCUGAGACAGCCGAUGGAAGGCUGCAGAAGGGCACUGCAGAGGACUUCAGAUGUUUCUGUUCCACAUUUAUUCUGUUAGCUUUCUAUCGAGGUCACCGUGCCUCUUACCCGGGGCUUUGGCUCUUAUUUGGCUUGGAGAGUUUGUGGCAUCACAUCUUUCUAGGAAAAAUGGUGUAAGUUCAACUGGAACUGUGAAAAAGUUUGGCUGGAAUUCAUCAAGGAUUGACCUAGAGAUGAAAAGGGAGUGUGAAAAUUCUCAUUGAGUUUGUGAACUUUCUUUGUUCUCUUUGGUCCUCGUGGUUUACGUGUUUUUGUAGAAAUCAGUGCACUUCAACUGAGCUAAAAUCUCAGGAGAAAGAAAACGAACUCAAAUCUGUACCGAAUGUAUUCAUCAAGCAAAACCAUUAAGCCCAGUACAUUUCAACUCUGGAACUAAAGGCAUCCUACCAGAUUUUAUUUUAGUUUUAUGUACUUAUGCACUUGGGUACAGUGAUGGACUUUCUUAAAAGAGAAUGUAUGGGAUUUGGGCAGGCAAAGCCAUGGGGGAUGCGAGGAGAAAAAUGUCCUCAGUGCAAAUCCAGCACGAGUAGAGAAAAACUUGUGUAAUGCUUGCAUGCUUGUCCAUGUGCACACUCUUUGCAUGCUUGGAUCAGUGCAUCGCACCCCAACUGAUAAGGAGUGGGGCAAAUACAAUGUACAGAAGUUGGGGUAGUGAGGGGCUGUUUUCUGGUGCCCGUUUCCAGGCUCUGUUGAACAUUUGGUCUUAUUUUUGGAUGGCUCUAUAUGGAGCCAGGAGUUGGACUUGAUGAGCCUUAUGGAUCUGUUCCAGCAUGUGGUAUUGUGACUCUGUGAUGUGGAUCUUGGUCCUGGUAGUGGAUAGGACAUGACUGAAGGUCCCCUGGCACACCAAAGAUUAUUUUUUCCCCUUCUGCUGCUGAAGUUUGGCAAUAUUUGCAAAUGUCACCGCCUGUCAGAUUGAGCUUUUGCAUUUCCCAUCCCCUGGAGUGGAGGCUGCCUAUCAAGUGUCUCUUCCCCACAGUUUAAUGUUUCUGGUAAAUGUACUGAUUUGAUUUUUUGAUUUUGUCUGAGCAAAAUAAGCGCGUGUCACACGCCUGAGCUGACAGAUGAAGGAAAAACUGAGGCAGGGCCAGGAGAAUGGAACAAGUUAUCCCUCCUGGUGUUACACAGUUUGGCCAACAUGAGGCAGAAGCCAUUUAGUCCACGUGUUUGCACUUUGCACAUCAGAGGGAUGACAGAAUGACAGGCAGGGCCUUGGCUUGGGCACUGCCUUGAUUAAAGGAUAGAAGUGUGCAGGGUGAGGGUGGCACUGCUGGUGACUCUCCAUCAGUUGGGAAUGCAGCAGCUGCACAUCUGGUGGCCAAGAGUGGCCAACUGUGUGUGCCAUGGCUGCCUGCAAAUGGGACGUGAGCACGAGCUGUGCCCCUGCAGUGAUGUAGGGUUGGGAAAGGGCGAUGGGUCUUUUGUAUCUGGCAGUGGAUGCUGGCAAUAACAGGAGCUUUUGUUGAUGUUUAGCGAUGACAUAUCAGUUUCUCCUUUUUAUCUAAUAAAUACAAUCUCCUGCACAGGCAGAGAUUCCAGCAGAAGUAUUUAGAAGAAGAAUUAGCUCAAGCAGUGAGAGCAAAUAAACAUCCCAGAGAGAUGCAUUUGUAGCACUCCUAAGCCUUGCAAUGUUCAGGCUUCAAGUGAAGACCAUCAAGAUGAUUUUCUACUGACUCUUGCAAAUCAGUAUGACUCCCACAAACUGCUGAUGACACAUGCCUUGCAAAAGAAAAAGCCAUCUCUUCUUGCUUUGGAUGGGGUCAUUUGCUGCAUUUGCUGUGCAGCCUUCUGAUUGCAGAGGGAUGCACCAGGAGUCAGCAAGGUGCUGAGUCUCCUCUCCCAGCACAGCUGCUCUACACAAGGCUCCCUGCAACACCUGCAGACUUGCAAAGGGAAAUGCAGUGUCUAACAUACACCAGGAAUGUCACAGUGAGGUUGGGGAGGUGCAAGUGCUGUGUGAAGGGCAACGCAAGGAAAGCUUGGACCCAACCAACCUUCUGCUAGAGGAAUGUCCCUUCUUCUAUCAGGUGCCCUCCUUGCUGUUUGCUAGGUGUGAAAAAUCCCACGUGUAUUUGCAGGGAUUGAGGAGUUGACUAGAUAGUGAGAACAAAGCCAUAUGCUGCGUGUCAUCAUUUAUAUCCUACACUUUCUAAAUCCCCCACCAAGAUCACAGUAUUUUUCUCACUUAUGAGUUUUAUGGAAGGAAAAUAAAAGCCUAAUAGAAAGCAGAAGGAACUCCAUGUUUUCUGCUUCAGCAUCACCUGCUGGUUCCAAUGGGAUCUGCAAAGUGAUGGAUGUGAGGGGCCGUGCAGGAGGUGCACAGUAACCCAUUUUGCAGGCUGUGGGGUUUUUAAUGGGAUGCGUGGGUGCUGCUCCAUAAUGGCUCAUCACCUGAAGACAUGAAUGAAGAAAAGCAGGUCAGGGAGGACAGGAAUAAGACAGAACUGUUAAGUCAUUUAAAUUUUAUUGUCAUACUCCAAGAUUCACAGUGAUGAGGAGGCAUUAAAAGGCAUUCCUGUACAAAUCUUAACCCCCACUCACUGUCACUGCAGGACCGAGCUGCUGCACUACCAGAUGGUAGUGGAGGCAACACCAAGACCAUUGUGUAACCUCAUCUAUCUUCUGUGGAAGCCUGAAGUCUGCAGGAAAGAACAAAUCCAAACCUCUAGAAGUAUAAUUGACCCUGAGGCCUGGCUUCAUCACACACAACUCAACAGCAGCAUCGGUUCUUCUGCCCAAUUAGAGCCCAGACCAUCAGUGCAGGAACAUUGCAGCCCAGGUUGGCACCAAUGAGUCCCAGUGCUGUGCUGGGUGCAGGUGGGACACGUUGGGAAGAGGGGAUAAAAGAGCCGUGUGCGGGGUGGGGAGGGAAUGUGAUGGAGUGGGAAGUGUGGGAGCAGCUUGGUGGUGAUGGCACUGCUUCUAGGUAAGGCUUUGGUUGGAGGAAGGUGGGAUGGGGUCUCGCUGGAGGUGAAGUAUUGCUUUUGGGAGGAGUAUCUGAGCAGUGUGGUGUGCUGUAGAACAAAGGGAGGCUGUUCUCUUGAAGGGUGCUGAUUAUUUUUCAGAAGGAGCUGUGAUUGUGGGGGUUGUAUGGCUGGGUUGCUGUCCCUGGGGCACUGUUUAGAGGUGUUACCCUUUUCUGUCAAACCUUCAGGCCCUGGUUUUUGGCUCCUGCAAAGCAGCACAGCUCUGCUGGAACCAACUCAUCCCAGCAGAGCAGUUGACUCUCAGUCCCACGUAACAUUAUGAAAUUUGGAGCAUAUGUACAGCACUGCUGGCAUGGCUCUUUGCAUGACAUCUUCAGAAUGAGUUUGACAGUAGCAUAAAUAGCAUAUGCAAGAGGGCCUUAUGGAUCUGCUGCUUGUUGCAUAUUAUUUACAUACAUAUUCUGUACCUAGCUGAUGGCUCCAUGGCAUUUGUCUUCCUUUUAUCUCUCUCUCUUUUUUUUCUUCCUAGUGAUGGUUUUGCCAGGGACUGGAAUCUUCUAAAGGCAGAUACUCAAGCCUCUAAAAAAUGGAUAGGAAUAUAAUUCCCACUACAAGUCCUUGAAAUCUCCAGUAAGCAUCUAUAACUUCUUCUUUCUAGAAAGUGGAACAGGAGAAUGCUUCAGGAGCUGCACUCAGGUGGGACAGGACUGUGGAAACAAGCUGCCCAACAGCAAAUUAGAGAGCAUCUGUUGCUGUUGAUCCAAAUAACAAGAAGAUCUUGAGUGACACUGCCUUGAGAAAAGAAAAUUCUGAGGGAAGCAAACAGUGAAUGGCCACUGAAUAUCACAGUGCUGGACUAUUUUGCAGUAAAUUUGCUGUUCUAUGGUGCAGUGCAGAUGUGGUGAGCAGGUCUUUGCUCUGAAGGGCUUUUGCCAUCUGAGCACAGAGUUGUGCUCUUCCCUGAGGGACGAGAGGGUGAGGUGCUGGGAUGGGGCUUGGAGGAUCUGCAUGCAUCAUUGCUUCUGUCUUACUGGUGGCUGUGUAAAAAGCACAGCUGUCAUCUCCUUCUCCUAAAUCAGAGCCUUUUCCUCUCCUGGCACCUGGGCUGUGGGGGCCCACAGCACUGAGCAGUGGUCACUGGGUGCUUGUACACAGAGUGGGGGGCCAAUAUCCAUGUUCAGGGGAGGGAAUGGCUGGAGGAAGGAGGGUUUGUCUCGUGAGACUGGAAAGAUUUGCUCACUUCAAAGCUGAUGGGUUUGAGAUGGAAAAAGGAAUGAGACUGUAAAGAGGAAUAUAAUGUUACAGAGAAGAUGGCUAAUGGGCUCAUUCAGAACCACCUGAAAUGAUCACUCCCUGGGAAAUUGUGAAUAAUGGUGGCAAACAGUAAAAUAUCAGUGAAGGGGGUGACGUCAGGCACUCGCCUUCUCCUCUUAGAACUUGAGGGAUUUUGCUUUAAAUGAAUUCAUGAUGUGAGCAUGAUCGGCUUGAAUUACCUGUAAGCAGUGAGGAUCAGCUCACCGCCAUCCAGGCUGUCCUGCAAAAUGCAGGUGGCUGCUGAUGUUAAGUUACACCCCUUAUCGAGGGCCCUGUAGUGAUGCCUGAGGGCUGUGGGACCCCCACUGUGAGCAGCUGUUGUCCCUCAGGAUGUGGCUUGAUGACCAAGACAUGCAAGGAACAUGGGAGGAACUGAGCAGAACUGAAGCAGCUCUUCUUGUGCCCGGGUUUUGGGGGUGGAAUGGCUCUCUCUUCUCGCACUGCGUGCUCCCAAGGGAUGGAGUGGGAGCUGAUGUAUUCCCUGGCGUAGUAACUACAUGGAUUUGGGUGCUGGAAAGCAAAUAGAAGGAGAAGGAUGAAAGGAAAAGCGGAGAGAUUUCUGUUGUAUUUAUGCUUGAGGUGGGUAGGAAUUACAUUUAUUUUUCUGUCCUACAAGAGCAAUAAGUUGAUUCCAGUAUUACUGCUGAGGUGCACCCAGGGAUCAGCUGUGAGAUUUUUAUUGUAUGCUGUGCCCAUUGUGGAUCAGUCCUUGCUUGCAGCCUCAGAUGUAGGCUGGGAUUUUGAGGUGCAGAGAGCAGGCACACAUCACCGUGGUUCUGGCACAUGUGUUGGGAGCAGAAGCACGGGGCUGGGAUGGGGGAGCUCUGCUGCAUCUGCUGUCUUCAUGCACGUGUCUGGGUGUAUAUUCAUGGUGUGAUGUGCACGGGUUGGACCCCAUUGUGAGCUCUCCCUGAGAAUCUCCUUCCUCGUGGAAGGAAAAGAGGAAGGGACGUGGUGUCCCAUCAGCCCCAUUCUCUUUGGUGGGCUUUAGGGAGUGUCCCAGUGCAGGUUGAAACCUGGAGGAGCCUUUUUCCUGAUGUUGGUUGUUCCCAGGCCCCUGCUUGUUCCUUCUGAACUUUUAUUUAUUCUUAACUUAUCAGUUCUGAUGCUUAGCAUCCCUGAAAAGGGUCUGUGGAGACUUCUGCCAUCUCCAAAAGGAGACUGAUGGAGCAAAUACGGAAGCUACAAUGAAUUCAUAUUGCAAAUAUUGAAGUCAGCGAGCCCUCUUCUUAAUAGAUGUUAUUUCUCAUUCUUCAAAGCAGUUCAUCAGUGAUGGAAGGCGGAUAAUCCACUUCUGGAAUCCUUCUUCCCUCGUGUUCUUGCAUGAUUUAUAACAUAGCUGGAGGAAGAGAAUUUGUCAGCACCAUCUCUGUGAAGUAGUGCUGAAUCCCAUUGCAGGAGGGACUCUGGAGAGAUGGUUUUGAGCCUGAGAGAUGGUUGUUGUUUUUUCCAUUCUGCCCUGACUUUUCAUUCAUUACUUCCUGCCAGCUCCUCUGAUGCUGUUUGCCAUAGAUCUGUGGCAUUAUGUAAAGCAGUCAGUGUUCAUAAACAGAACCCAGCAUCUCUCCUGUCUUGCUGAGCCAUUGCAGGGUGAGCAGGGACUGCUCUGUGCUCUUCCACAGCUUGGCUGCCCCAGGUCUCACUUUCCAUGCUUAUUCUGCACGUGUUCAAUCUCUGAAAAAUUCUUGCUCUAUCUCUAUCUGCCAUGCAGUUCUUCUAUAUAAAAUGCUGGUACCUGCUCUGGUUGUUUCCUUGGUGCUGAAAGAUGCAGAGCGUGGUGGUGCUGCUCAGCACUGAUCUGCUGAAGGGAGCAGAGAUGCUUAGAGCUGAUCCUUGAAAAGCAUAAACUUUUGAUCCACAAAGCAGGACCUUUUGUGCUUACAAAUGUGUUUAAUGGCAGAGAACAAAGCUACCUGCCUGUUGCAUCUGUUUCUCACCCUACUAAAUAGCUUAACCUAGCUCUACAAUAAGGAAACAAGUGGCUUGAUCAAUGGCAAUGUGCUUCCAAUGGUGAUGUGUACCAGUGCCAUCAGUUCUGAUGGGAGAAGGGUGUGCAUGUCAACCAGAGGUGCUCUCAGUGCUUAUAGCACGGGCAGUGAUGGGAGAAAUGAGGAGGUUCCUUUUGUGCACACUGUUGGUUGCUGGAUUUUGGGCUAAUGAUUAAUAUCCAAAGAACACAUUCCACCUGCCCAUCAAUGGUGAGAGAGCAAAUGUUGCCAGAAUUUUAUAUUUGCUUAGUGCCCAUCAGCCCAGCAGUGAGAGAUGGGUUUCUGACCCUCUGCUCACAGACCAGCACAAUCCCCCAACCCACCUCCUUCUCUCUGUUAGAAAUAAUUUCCCAUCUUGCAAAAUUAAUUCUCUGCUCUCAAUGGCCUUGAUUAAAUAGCACAGCAAAGUGUGCUGAAGGUGGCAGAACAGCUCUGACAGAGGGGCUUCACCUCCUGCAACGGAAGGCAUAAAGCUGUGGGCUUCUGCUGUUAUGGAGUGCAGGGGACUGUAGGCUGUUCUUUGCAAAAGCAGCAAAAAUUCUCCACGUCAUGGAACAGUGUUUGUGAAAUUAACCAAACUGAAACAACAGCAAAUACAAUUAUUGGCACUGAUCUGUUAUGGAUAUUCUAAUUAUUUACCCCAUUUGUGUAUAAUUUUGAUUUGAAUUUAAUUUUGCAGAUAUUCAGAGGGAAGCAGGGUUGAGCAGGGAGGGAGGGGAUGGCGUUUGUGCUGAGUGUGUCCUUGAUUUGUGUUGAUGCUCUGGGUGCAUUCUGCAAAUCCAGCAUCUUCAUAGUGUCAUCUGCUGCCUUCAUGUGCACCUUCUGGGCAGCCAUCACCUGGAAGGAGGGUUUUGGUUUUGGCUCAUUCUUUUUUGGCUUUUGUUACUUUGCUGUCUGCUUAGAAGCCCUCCAGCAGAAGAGCUGAUAGCUUUCUUUUUCCAAGAAAGGGGCUGGGAGGAAUCCUUUUGGAUUUCACAGAUGAAAUUUUGCUGGCCUUCAUUCUGGUGUGGAGACCCCAAAGGGUGCAGGGAAGAUCUCUGAUGAGGAAGGAGGUUGUCAUGGGAUGGCAGCCUGCACACUGAACUGGGGGGGGAUCCUGGGCAGAACAGAAGGAAUAGUGAUCUCUUUUGUUAAUAUGGAACUGGGGGCUUGGAGGCACUCGGGGUCAGGCUGGAGGGGCUCUGGGCACGUGGUGGAGAUGUAGGUGUCCCUAUUCACUGCAGGGAGUGUUGGGCUGAUGGCCUUUAGGGGUCCCUUCCACCUCAAAUGAUUCUGUGAUUGGAUUCAGGUUGGGGUCACAUUGAGCAGAACAGAGGGAUUGGGACUGAAGGUGCAGCAGGAAUAUGUUGGGUUUUUCUAUGUGAGAGGAUGCUGAGCGGUGUGAAGGCUGUCCAGGUGAGCUCUCUGCUCUGAUUUACUGCUGUUCUUUCUUCAGCCUCUGAAAAUGAAUCCAUUAACAAUUGAAGUAAUGUCUCACCCAGUAUUUAUUUUGCAUGCCUGUUAAUGGACUGACCAAAACGCCUUCAAACACCAGGACUCCUGCAUCACACAGAGGGCUGGAUCUCUGGUGUGUGCUUUUUCUCUUUGUUUUCUGUCAGAGCUGAGACCUGCUUUCAUGGAAGCAUUUAGGAACACUGCUGCAUGUUCCCAUACCAUUACUGGUGAGGAAGGUGCAGCUUCUGAGCCAAAUAUCUCCAGACAAGCUUUAAUGUGGAACUAGAGCAGCAAGGGCUGCCUGCUGGACCCAAGCUGCUCUCUUGGGCUGCAUGUGGGCUCUGGAAGAGAAGCAGUGUUUGCUGCCCAAGGAGACUGUAGUCCUUCUCUCUGUUUCCUGGGCCAUACCAGUGUGUACUGAACCGUUGGGUUCCACCCCAAAACUGCUGGAAAAACAGCUUCUGCCAUCUGUGACAGGUGAGCAGGGCAGCAGAGCAGGAGGCCCUGCAGGCAGAGUGCCCUUGGUGUGGGAUCAGAACGGGGCAGACCCACGGUCCCCUUUGCCCCUGUGUAUGGGGAUAGCAGGCAGCUGUGCUGACAUCCCAUGGCUGGUCUGCAGCUCCGGAGCUCCAUGCGCUCCUCGAACUGAGACAAAGCAGGGGAUGCUCUCGGUUACACCCUACCCUCCCCUCAGCCCUCACUUUGGCCACCGUUUCUCUGAGAACCCCGGCUCUCAGCCCUCCCUGCCAUCUGGCCGUUUUCUAGGUUAGAUUUCCCAAAUUCUGCCUCUGCUCCGGGAGCGCUCAGCUCUCCCGGCUGCGGAGCGACCCCAGGUGGGUGCGGGACAUUGCCGGGGGCUGCGGGGGGGUCGGGUGCCGGUGCUGGAGCGCAUCUCCGGCUGCGGGGUAAACGGGGGGAGGACGGCAGCUCCGAGCGGUGAGGACGGAGCCCGCAGGUGUGGGCUCGCUCUGCUUUGGUGGGUUUGGCUUUUUCUUUUCUUUUCUUUUUUUUUAAUUCAUCCCCCCCCCCCCCCCCCCCCCCCCCCCGCCCCAAUCUCGCUUUGCUUUUACGCAGUGACAGCAGCCAGGCAGCCGGGGCUGGCUCUGCCCAGCCGCCGUCCUCCCUCUUUCCCUCCCUCCCUCUCUCUCUCUCUCCUUCUCUCCCCCCCAUCCUUCCCUGCUCCUUAAAACCUGCGUUCCGGGGGUGCAGUUCCUCCAGCGGAGCCUCCGGCCGUGCCCAACCCGGCUUUGUUCCCUGCGGGGCUGCCUGGAUGCGGCCGCAGUAGAAGGGAAACCCGUACGCAGGUCCUUGGCACAGGCUGGUGGUUCACGAUGGACCCCCUCUUCCCUGCCCAUAUUUUGGAAGACCCCGACCUGAGAAAGCUGCUGAACGACUCCUCCAUGCUGAACCUGAGCUUUCUCCCCAGCAACUGGUUCAACAACGGCACGGGGGACAGCUUCCUGCCGCUGAGCAUCAAGAUCACCAUUGUGGUCGUCUACUCCAUUGUGUGCAUUGUGGGGCUGGUGGGCAACUGCUCCGUCAUGUAUGUGAUCGUCAGAUUCACCAAGAUGAAGACAGCAACCAACAUUUACAUCUUUAACCUCGCUCUGGCUGAUACCUUGUGUCUGAUGACCUUACCCUUCCAGGGUACAGACACGUUCUUGGGCUUCUGGCCUUUUGGCAACGUCCUCUGCAAGAUUGCUAUCUCUAUAGACUACUACAACAUGUUCACAAGCACCUUCACCCUGACGAUGAUGAGUGUGGACCGUUACAUCGCUAUCUGCCAUCCUAUCAAAGCUCUGGACAUCCGCACUCCUCACAAGGCCAAAGUGGUGAAUGUCUGCAUCUGGGCACUCGCUUCUGUCUUUGGCAUCCCAGCAAUGGUGAUGGGAUCUGCAGAGAAUGAGAACAAUGAAAUCGAUUGUCUAAUUAAACUCCCUUCACCCGUGGAUUACUGGGAUCCAGUGUUUGGCAUCUGCGUUUUUCUCUUCUCCUUUAUGAUCCCUGUUCUGAUCAUCACCAUUUGCUACAGUCUCAUGAUCAGACGCCUCAAGAACGUCCGUGUCCUCUCAGGCUCCAAGGAGAAGGACCGGAACCUGAGGCGCAUCACUCGCAUGGUGCUGGUGGUGGUGGCUGUCUUCAUAAUCUGCUGGACUCCCAUCCAGAUCUUCGUGCUGGUCCAGUGCUUGGGUGCCAAGGCCGAAAGCGAGCUCGAGCUGGCCAUCUCCUGCUUCUGCACAGCGCUGGGGUAUGCCAACAGCAGCCUGAACCCCGUGCUAUAUGCCUUCCUAGAUGAGAACUUCAAGGCUUGCUUCAAGAAGUUCUGCUUCCCUACCGCCUUCAGAACGGAGCUCCAGAUGUCCAACAGGAUGUGCAGCAUUGCCAAGGAUGUGGCUUAUGCCUGCAAGAACUCACAGGGGACUAACAAUCCGGCCUGACUAGGCAUGGAAAUCCCCAUGGUGGCUGUCGCCCAGCAGAGUCCAACCACUCCCACGUCAGAGCUAACUCAGAUAACGGCCCUUUAGCAGGACCUCAAAACUGAGAAACCAAGGAAGCAAUUUUGGGAGUUGGGAAAAUUGGACACUGCAAGAGCAUGCAAAAGAGCUGAUUCAAUCAUUUUUAGUUCCGACGUGCCCUGCACUACGGAGCACAUUUGAAAUCGGCCUUUUGAUUCCUGUGAAACCCUGGUGGCUUGCAAGGCUAUCGAGAAUUUGGGAAUUAAGGGUUUGAAACAGGCUUGCUCCUGCAUCUUACGCUUCUGCUGCUGGGAGACAGACAAAAUGCAGACUAUUCCAUUUCUUUUUCCUCCCUGAGUCGUUUCAGAUCCUCGGCUCUUGUACCUCUCCGGGCGUUCGUGCAUGGGUUUAUUCCUGCGGCACCGCUCUGAAAUUAGACUUUGCUGAAGACAAAGUGGGCAACAGCCGUCAGACAAAACCCAAGAUCAUCUCCAGGAUGAGUCAUCACAAGGGGAAGGAUGUGGGGAGGGAGAGGAGGGAGCAGAGCUGGCGGAAAGGGAAAUUCAAGCUGCCGGGAGCUGGCGAGCUCUGCAGAAAAUCCUCCACCUGAGAGGGGAGAGGAGGAGGAAAAGAUGGAUGAAAUGAACACAAAUCCUUGUUUACAUGCUGCUAUUGUUUGUGGGGUUUUUUUUUAGCAUUAUCUUCCCAUUGUAAUAAUGGACAGAAUGUCUGUAUAUACACAUAUGCGUCUCUAUAUUGCUAUGAUACAGCUAUAUUGUAAGAUGUUUGUCUUGCCAAGCAUGCCUUGGUGAUCUCCCUCAGUGAGAGGAGGAAGGAAUGAAGCGGAUGGAGUGGCCUAUGAACACAUGUACCUAUGUACAGGGGGAAGGCAUCUCGGAGACAGCUCAGCAGCUCCUCCAGAAGACAAGGAUGUUUCUGGUAGGAAGGGCAGCCUACAGCCACCCCCUCUGCUCCGUGUGUGCAAAAGAUGGCUUGCUUAUUUAUUUUGGCAAAGUGACGUCACUGAUGCUGAGAGCUUUGGGAAAUGCUGCUGAGGUGCCACACCUUCUACCAACUUGACUGAUUUUCUUUUUUUUCCCCCUUUUCCGGAGCUUCGUGUAAAACGAAAUGCUCAGCUGUUUCAUUUGGUAAUGGAAGUGUUCCCAGAGAGUUUGACCGCUGAGUGCCCUCUGCAGGGACAGUGGGCCUGUGUUCCUGUGUUCUUCCUGAAGUACUGUGGCCACAGAAAAAUUUGGGAAGGAAAGCAGUAGCCCUUGCUUGGAGAUGGCCAGCUGCGGUGGCAGCCGAACUGUACAGACUUCAAGUGAAUAUAGUUCUUGUGCUCUGGUCUAUGAGAUGCUGUAUUUUUAAUGUAUCACUUUACCACUAUUUUAAUGCUAUCAAGUUCUUUAUAUAUGCUGUUUAAAAAAAAAAAAAAUCUGAUGUUAUAUUUCUAUGUAGAGUGUUUCCCUUAUGGUUGGGCUUAAAAUAUAGACACAGUCCCAGCAUCCCAUGUGUAGGACCCAGAUCCCUUGUAAACUCUGCAAGCUGGGCCCAUUCUCUAGUUUAUACUGGGAGUCUGGAGGGGGGUAUAAGGGAGAACUUUACAAGUAGCACUUCCCCUGAGUAGCUGCAGGAGAGGAGGAGGUCUGGGCACUGUAAGCACUUUGUGAUGGAUUUUUAUCCCCAGGCACUCACCAGGAAAUCUCAUACAGCCCUAGGCACGCCCCGAGGACGGUGACAAAGCAAGUUUGAUGAGCUGUUGUGCUCAUGGAUGCAACGAUGGCGUUGGUCACUGGCAGUGUGGGGUCUUCUGAGCCACACGAUGUGGGGUGACGUGGGGUGUUGGGUAUGAGUAGGGAUGUGGCUGCUGGGCUUUCCUUGCAGUGCCAUGAGGCAGAGCAGAGAGGUCCUUGGCGGCUGCCUCAGCAGAGCCACGCUCCCUUUGUAGCUCCUGGUUGUGUUUUUAAACAGAUUUAUGUCCUCUGAAAGUGUUUGGCACUUUUUAUAUAAGGAUUUUGUUAUAAUGACUAUGCUGCAACAAUCUCACAUAAUCGAGUAACCAAUAAAUGUGUGUUUACUGAGCUUUUGGGUAAUUCUGUGGCCCUUGCAGUGAAUGUGUAUAGGCAUUCUGUUCAUGCUCGGUGGAGUUAUAAGAAGAGCAACAAAACCUGGAAGCAAAAGCUUUAUUGUAUUGUGCCUACAGAGUUAAAGGCUUGUGCUCAGCUGCCCAGCUGAAGUGCAGGCUCUUUAAUUCUCCUCUAAAAUGGUCGUGUUGGUAUGAUUUUACAAUUACUGCAGUGUAAGUGACAAUUUCCUUGGUGGCUACUUGUGUGCUUCAAUAAAGGAAAAUAA